Molecule: messenger RNA, 3774 nt
Organism: Trichomycterus rosablanca
Lineage: Eukaryota; Metazoa; Chordata; Actinopteri; Siluriformes; Trichomycteridae
Gene: kif23
Product: kinesin family member 23
Exons: 24
Coding region: 87-3038 (983 amino acids)
Biological process (GO): mitotic spindle midzone assembly; microtubule-based movement
Cellular component (GO): kinesin complex; microtubule; nucleus
Molecular function (GO): ATP binding; ATP hydrolysis activity; microtubule binding
Source: RefSeq, a predicted model, not a curated record
GGUGGAGGGAAGAUUCGAACUUGGAGACGGUAAGCGCUGAGAGAAAAAGUGCACGGAUAUACAGAGUUAAAUCAAAACAACUCAGUAUGAUCAGACCGACGAAGGGUAAGACCCCGCGCCGCCCUCCUCCUAAAAAGCCCACAAACAACCAGAAAGAUCCUGUUGGGGUGUACUGUCGAGUACGUCCACUAGGUACAGAGAGCGAAGAAUGCUGUAUCGAGGUGAUCAGCAGUACUACUAUUCAGCUGCAUGCUCCCGAUGGCCUCAAAGCAAACAGAAAUGGGGAAUUUAAAGAGACUCAGUAUUCCUUCAAGAAAGUUUUUGGAAUUAAUACGACCCAGAAGGAAUUGUUUGAAGAUGUUGCCAAACCCCUUGUGGAAGACCUCAUUCAUGGCAAAAACGGUCUUCUGUUUACCUAUGGUGUCACCGGGAGUGGAAAAACACACACAAUGACUGGUUCCCCAGGCCAAGGUGGACUUCUGCCUCGCUCACUUGACAUGAUCUUCAACAGCAUUGGUCCUUACCAGGCCAAGAGAUUUGUCUUCAAGCCAGAUGAUAAAAAUGGCAUGGAAGUACAAAAUCAAGUGGAUGCUCUUUUGGAAAGACAGAAGCAGGAGAAUCAGCAGUCAGUACCUAAGACUCCAUCGUCAAGACAGAGGGUUGAUCCAGAGUUUGCAGACAUGAUUUCUCCAGAAGAUGCCUGCAAGGCUACUGGGGUGGAUGAGGACAGCAGCUAUAGUGUGUUCGUUUCCUACAUCGAGAUAUACAAUAACUACAUCUAUGAUCUCCUGGAGGAGGCUCCGUUUGACCCGAUAAAGCCAAAGUGGAACGGUGCAGGGACACCUCUGCGGUCCAACACUGAGUUCAUACCACCCCAGUCUAAGCUUUUGCGUGAAGAUCAAAAUCACAACAUGUAUGUAGCCGGGUGCACAGAGGUUGAAGUUAAGUCCACAGAGGAAGCAUUUGAAGUCUUUUGGAGAGGUCAAAAGAAGCGCAGAAUUGCAAACACUCAGUUGAAUCGAGAGUCUAGCAGGUCACACAGCGUCUUUAUUAUUAAACUGGCACAAGCACCGCUGGAUGCAGAUGGAGACAAUGUCCUUCAGGAUAAGAACCAGGUGAACGUAAGUCAGCUGUGUCUGGUAGAUCUGGCCGGCAGCGAACGCACAAGCAGGACCCGCGCGGAGGGAAGCCGCCUUCGUGAAGCAGGCAACAUCAACCAGUCUCUAAUGACUCUUCGCACAUGCAUAGAAGUUUUGAGAGAGAAUCAGAUGUGUGGAACAAACAAGAUGGUGCCAUAUAGGGACUCUAAAGUGACCCAUUUGUUCAAAAACUACUUUGAUGGAGAAGGCAAAGUCAGGAUGGUGGUGUGUGUGAACCCUAAGGCAGAUGAUUAUGAAGAAACAAUGCUGGUGAUGCGGUUUGCUGAGAUGACUCAAGAGGUGGAAGUGGCCCGUCCCGUCGACAGGCCCAUCUGUGGCUUCGCUGCAGGCCGCAGACAAAGAAACCAGGCCUUUAAAGAUGAGCUUUCUCGUCGACUGGAGUUACGUGGAGGUCCAGUAGAUGGAGAAGCACCCUCUCUUAUGACCCGUCUGCUGCAAAAUCUACCGUCUCUGCCUCCCUGUGAAAUCACUGACCCAAGUGAUGAUCUUACACUUCCAAGACUCAUCGAGGCUUUGGAAAAGAGGCACAAGAUUCGCCAGAUGAUGACCGAUGAGUACAACAAAGCUGCCAGCAUGCUGAAGUCCAUGCUUCAGGAAACUGAUAGCACCCUCAUCGGUAAAGAGAACUACAUCCAUGAGCAACGAGGCAAGCUGGGCGAUAAGGACAAAAUGAUCCAGAACCAGAAGAAUGAGAUUGACCGGCUGGAGAAAAAGUCCAAAAUGCUGGAGUAUAAGAUCGACAUCUUGCAGAAAACCACCAACAUUUAUGAGGAGGACAAGCGUUCCCUGCAGCAGGAGCUGGAGAGCAGGGAGCAGAGGUUGCAGCGUGAGCUCUCUGAGAAGAAACGCAUGGAGGCGCGCAUGCAAGGCUUGGUCACAGAUGAAAAGUUUAGAUGGCAAAAGGAGUGUGAGAGGCGGGUAAAUGCCAAGGAGCUGGAAAUGCAGAACAAGCUUUGGGUAAAGGACGAGAAACUAAAACAGCUCAAAGCUAUUGUGACCGAGAGCAAGACUGACAACCGGCCAGACACUCGGCCAGACAACUGGCCAGACAAACCCCAACGCCCUUCCCGAGAGAAGGACAGAGUACCUGCCAAAAGAUCAGCCUCACCCUCACCCGUGCCUACCCCAGUACAUAUCCCUACCAGGGUGGUCAGGCCAGCCCUUCAUACACCCAGCUCUAGCAGUCUGUCCGUUGCCUCCUGCAUCUCCGAGUGGGAGCAGCGAGUGCCACAGACUGACAGGCAGGAAAGUCCCUCCCCUCCCCACAGUAGCAGCAGAGCUCAGGGCCCUCCCAGCAGCAUUGGCAGGAGACGAGGCAGGUGCUGGGCCAGAGACUGCGAGGUGCCCGUCCAGCCAGCAGAUGUAUACCUAGAAGAGAGUGGUUACAGGACCGUGACGCCGGUCCGUCCGAUGCACAGGCGCUCGCAGUCUGCUGGUGGUGAGAGAUGGGUGGAUCACAAACCCGCCACUAACUUAGAGCUGGACACGGUCAUGCAGCCCAAUGUGCCCAACUCCAUUAAGGUGAACGCGCCAAGCGAGAAAGCCCUGUCCAAGUGUGACAAAUACAUGCUGACCCACCAGGAAGUGGCUUCUGAUGGAGAGAUUCAAACCAAACUUAUAAAGGGUGAAGUGUUCAAAACUAGAGGUGGAGGUCAAGCUGUUCAGUUCACUGAUAUUGAAACACUAAAACAAGAAACUCCUGUUGGUCCAAGUCGUAAGAGGAGAUCAGGAGAGACUGGCCCUAACCAGAAUGAAAACAAGAAUGGCAAUUGGACUGAUGUAGAGACCAGGUGCUCAGUGGCCGUGGAGAUGAGGGCUGGCUCGAACCUAGGACCCGGUUAUCAACACCACGGCUUUCCAAAGCGCAGAAAGCCCUGAGGUGCCCCUGCAUUGCCAUCACAGUCAAGAGUUCUUUCCUCUUGAAACCUCUCAUUACUGUGUGCAAUACGUUACUAUUUAACUUUUUAAGAAUGCUUUUUAUAUAAUACGUUUUAUAUAUAGGACUGUAUGUAUAUACGUUCACCAAAGUGAUUUUGUAGUGCUUCCGAUUGAGUGCUUCCAUCAAAUAUUCAGACAUGGGGUAAAUCAUGACCGUGGGGUGGUUUGAGACGGAGUACGGUGAAUGUUAUGUUACACUGCUGUCGUUGCAUAUGUGUGUUGCCUUUCUAUACUCCUUUCCCUGCUUUGUCUAUCUUUGUUUUUUGGUUAAAGAGGGGUGUGAUUUGUGCUGGAGCUUUUUUGUUUCCUGUCAUGUUCUUGGAAAAGCACUCUUCUCCCUAAUGAUAACAUGCCAGUCAGAACAAAAUUGAACAUUGUGGCAUUUGCAGUAGGCACAAUAUUGAAAGAUGUUUCUUCUAUUUGAAUGUUCAUUUAUUUUAAAAUUUCUAUAUACACUGAUCAGCCAUAACAUUAAAACCACCUUGUUUCGACACUCGCUGUUCAUUUCAUCAGCUCCACUUAUCAUACAGAAACACUUUGUAGUUCUACAAUUACUGACUGUAGUCCAUCUGUUUCUUUACAUACUUUUUAAGCCUGCUUUUACCCUGUUCUUCAAUGUUCAGGAGCCCCACAGGACCACUACAGAGUAGGUAUUACUUAGGUGGUGGAUCAGUCU